This is a messenger RNA of Apodemus sylvaticus (European woodmouse), 2017 nucleotides long. It is a transcript of the gene Tmem278, whose product is annotated as transmembrane protein 88B. The coding region runs from base 1080 to 1589 and encodes 169 amino acids. Gene Ontology annotation, molecular function: PDZ domain binding. The transcript has 2 exons. Gene Ontology annotation, biological process: negative regulation of canonical Wnt signaling pathway. Gene Ontology annotation, cellular component: plasma membrane. Lineage: Eukaryota; Metazoa; Chordata; Mammalia; Rodentia; Muridae. The record is from RefSeq and is a predicted model, not a curated record.
GCAGGCACAUUUCUGAGUUCAAGGCCAGCAUGGUCUAUAAAAUGAGUUCAGGACAGUCAGAGCUACACAGAGAAACCCUGUCUUGUAAAACAAAAAAAAAAAUGGGGGGGAUGUAUUUAUUUUACUUUAUGGGUAUGAACAUUUUUAAAAAAGAUUUAUUUAUUUCAUGCAUGUGAGUACACUGUCACUGUCUUCAGACACAACAGAAAAAGUCAUCAGAUGACCAUUAUAGAUAUUUGUGAGUCACCAUGUGGUUGUUGGGAUUUGAACUCAGGACCCUCUGGAAGAGCAGUCAGUGUUUUUAACCACCUGAGCCAUCUCUCCAGCCCGGGGAAUGAACAUUUUGCCCCAGUGUAUGUAUGUGUACUGCACGUAUCCCUAGUGCCUGUGGAGACCAGAAGAGGGCUGGUUCAGUGAACUAUAUGCACCCAUCAUCUGAAAGGCUUGUUGUAUACUUCCAUUGAUUGGUUGGAUUUAGUUCAGAGUAAUUGCAACUGUUGUUAAUUAGGUCUCCGCUAUCUGCCAGGUACUAUCUGCCAUAAGCACUAACUGUACAGCCUUGUCAUCCUGUGAAUCGCUCCACAACAUGAAGUCACCUGGUGUCAGAUAAGGGGAAGUGCAAGGGCUACGGCAGGGAAAUGAGUUGAUAAUUCACCCCUAAAUAGCAGCUAUUGAUAGGGCUGCUGUCAUAGCCAAGAUCUGUAAAAUGAAGCCAUUGUUUGGGAGAACUGGAAGAUGGGAAAGGGUGGGCUGAGGGGAAGGAGGGCCCCAGUGCUUAGAUGGGAAGAGCUCUGUAAGUCCUGACCAGAACUAAUAGGAGCUGCCUGCCUUUGCCUGGCAAAGAGGCCCAACAAGGUAGCAGGGGAAACUGUGGCAGAGGUGUAGCCCUGGAGACUGAUCUAGUCAGUGCUAGACUAAACUGGACAAGAGUCUACUAUCUGAUGGCUAGAAUCUAGAUGUGAACUAAACCUGGGGAGGGUAAAAAGAUCUCUAGUCUGUGCCUACAGCGGUCGGGGGUUAGUCCUGCUGAAUACCAGUGUGAUCUUGAGGAAAACAUCCUUCAAGGCCCACGGCAGGACAUGAGUGAGCAGGAAAGAGACACGGAAGAGGAUGAAGGCGUCACCUCAGACACAGCACCCAUGCUACCCCAAAGAAGGCCUACUGAUUACCACAUCUCAGUCCUGGCACCUAUCCUGGCUACCCGAGGCCUCAGGACCCUGGUGCUGUCUGGCCGGGCUCUAGUUGGGUUCCUGCUUCAUCUGCUGCUACCUGGGACAGUCUUCCUGCUCGUGUUGCUGCCAGCAGCUGCAGUUGUCUACCUGGGAUUCCUAUGCCACUCAAGGGUUCAUCCAGCUCCGGGUCCACGAUGCCGAGCGCUGCUCUCAGACCGCGGCUCCGCGGCGCUCAUUGUGUUCGGAUUCCUCUCCCUGCCGCCACUUUUGGUGCUCGCCUCCGCCACUCGCUCCCUCCUGGUCCGGCGACUACGCCCAGUACUGCCUACCCCCGACCCGGGCCGCCCGCCCAGGAGCAGUGAAGAUCUCCUGGCCGGCCACCCAGACGGGGAGAAACAACUUUGCGCUUGGGUCUGACGCCUCAAGGUCUCUCCGUGUCAAGAACCUCCCGGUUCUCUUCCCUUGACCCCCAUAAAGUGGAUGACUUGGACAGCUGCCUUGGGGCUCUGAGCGCAGUGCUCGAAGUCACCAGGAGAUGGCAACCCGGUCCCUCAGAAGAGGGAGAAAAGGUAUCCCUCGAAGAAAAGCUUAUGCCCUCCACCCCCUCCUGUGGUGAACAGUCAGCUUUGCCGCCAUCUAUGUGCCCCACAAACCACGAAUAAUUCUAGAAGCUCCAGUGUAGCCAGUAGCAACCAGACUUCAAGACUCACUCAUCCUGUGGAGUCAGCUGAGUCUUCCGAGGUCAGCAAUGACCUUGUCCAGGACAAAGAUCAAUUGGAUCCAUGGUCAAACUAUUACCAAAGCAGGUUUGAAAUAGAAUGAGGGAUCAGUGACUCAGUGUAAGU